GCGUGCCAUGCUUUUUGAUGCGCACUGCCACCUCCAGCGUCUCCCCGACGCAACCGCGCCGGACACCUGGGUCGACCGCGCACGGGCAGCCAGGCCGCUUCCCGUGUGGGGCUGCGCCGUGUGCGGCUGUGAAGUGGCGGACUGGGCGCAGGUCGAAGAGCUUCACAGGCGCUUCCCCGACUUCGUGGUGCCCUCCUUCGGUAUCCACCCCUGGUGGGCCGCUGGCGCCGACCUCGCGCGCCUGCCGGAGCAGCUCACUGCGCAGCUGACGACGUGGCACACUGCUGGCGUGGGAGAGUGUGGCUUGGACGGCGCCAAGAAGAAGGACGCCAAGAAGAAGGUCUGA
Molecule: messenger RNA, 346 nt
Organism: Durusdinium trenchii
Lineage: Eukaryota; Dinophyceae; Suessiales; Symbiodiniaceae
Source: the annotation of a GenBank genome assembly